AUGCGAUUUCCGGUUUCCAUUCUGUUCUUGAUUGCGACAGUCUACGGACGACUGGUGAACGUCACCCUCGAUGAUACCUCGUCGCAGAUCAUCUACAACAACCCACCAUACCGAUGCACCACCAGUUCUAUCUGUGACACCAACUUCCAGUCGGGACUCUUCAAUGAGACUUCGUCGACCACCACUACCAUGAUUAUUAUUCCGUUCUCGGGGACGGCGGCAUACGUUUAUCUUGGUAUCAAUGGCACGGCAAUCUUCCAACUCGAUGGUCUUUAUGUCGGGGAGUACGGCGGAACCAACGUGAACACGAUUACACCUGCGCUCGCGCUCCACAACCUGUCAGACAGACUGCAUGUUUUGACCAUCGUCGGAGUCGACCCGGUUCGAUGGGACAUUGCAGCAGCAGUUCAGUUGGAUUCGUUCGUUUACACGUCGAAACGAGCGACAAAUCAUACGGGGGCCAUCGUUGGCGGCGUUGUUGGGGGGCUGGUAUGCAUCGCGUUGAUUUAUCUUGGAAUGACGCUGCUUCGUCGCCGACAGCAAAGCAAACGGGCAGCACGCGGAUCGUGGUUUCGAGGAAAGUGGACAGAUAAGCCAAGUAUUCAGAUGGAGGGGAUGGAGGUGCAGAAAUGA
Mycena indigotica is the source of this 633-nucleotide messenger RNA. RefSeq lists its product as uncharacterized. The transcript is spliced from 3 exons. Lineage: Eukaryota; Fungi; Basidiomycota; Agaricomycetes; Agaricales; Mycenaceae. The coding region runs from base 1 to 633 and encodes 210 amino acids. The record is from RefSeq and is a predicted model, not a curated record.